UCUAAACUGUAAAAGCAUUGUUAAAGCUUUGAUCAAGCUCCUUCAAUGGACUGGUUCUCCUGGCUCUCAAGAACCGGCCUCGACCCACUUCACACCUACGAAUACGGCCUUCUUUUUGCCCGAAAUGCCCUUAAGCCCGACGACAUUCCUCGUUUCAACCACCAUUUUCUUCAAAAAAUCGGCAUCUCCAUCGCCAAACACCGCCUCGAGAUUCUCAAACUCGCCAAAUCCCACACCCACCAACAACCCACUCUCAACAAUCCCCUCCUUUCCGCCUUCACCAAGACCAAAAUCUGCCUCAGAAACUGCCUCCGCAAGCUAAUUUUGCCCACCGCCAGGCCCGAUAAGGGGGUUUUCCGGGAAGACACGGCGGUUAUCUCCCCUGAGCCGCCGACCCUGGACGAGGUCAAGGUUAAGGAGGUCGUCAAGCCCCCGCCCAAACGACGGAGUAAACACGUGUCGCUUUCCGGGCCGUUGGAUGGGAGAACGCACGAGAAGUUCGUGAUGAGUAGUAAGAGCUUGAAGUUAUCUGGGCCGUUGGAUAGAAAAGAGAGGCCGCCUAUGUUUCCUAGAAGCCCAAGAACAUCUGGGCCUUUAGAUGGGAGAGUAUCGGAUUGGGCCUUGAGUAAAAGCCCAAAGGUGAAUGGGCCGCCACAAGGGAGAAUGAUGAAGCUGAUUCCGCCGAGCCGGAGCCCAAGAGUAUCUGGGCCGUUAGAUGGAAGAGAUGGAAGCCCAAGAAUUUGCUGUCGGUGUAAUAGGGAAAGAAUGGAAACGGAUGAUGAUUAUCAUUCCUUGUGGGUUUCAUUGUUUUAUGACAUGAAGCCAACUUGAAUUAUUAUUAUUAUUAUUAUUUUUGGGGAGGGGUUUGUUUUAAUUUUACAUGAUGUGUGCAUUUGAUUUGAAUGCCAAUGCAACUAAAAGAAAGUUGUCUAUUGAAGUUUUGUACAAGCUAAUUGUUCAAAUAUGUUUGUUUUUAGUUUUGCGAUUUCGAA
Benincasa hispida (wax gourd) is the source of this 992-nucleotide messenger RNA. Its product is annotated as sterile alpha motif (SAM) domain protein. The record is from RefSeq and is a predicted model, not a curated record. NCBI's taxonomy places the organism in Eukaryota, Viridiplantae, Streptophyta, Magnoliopsida, Cucurbitales, Cucurbitaceae.